Messenger RNA from Aspergillus novofumigatus IBT 16806, 1665 nucleotides. RefSeq lists its product as uncharacterized. Lineage: Eukaryota; Fungi; Ascomycota; Eurotiomycetes; Eurotiales; Aspergillaceae. The record is from RefSeq and is a predicted model, not a curated record. The coding region runs from base 1 to 1374 and encodes 457 amino acids. The transcript is spliced from 4 exons.
AUGGGCAAAAUCGAGAGAAAGAGUCUCAAGGGCUCCAAGAGCACUGACAAGCCUAAGGGCAACAAAACAGAAAAACCACCUCGGCAGGGCAGCACCGAAGCUGUCGACCCGCGGAACUUUACCAGCUUCCGCGAGGACCAGAAGGAUUGGUCUUGGGACAAUCUCCCAGCCAUCCUCUAUCAGUUCAAGCCCACAAAGGAGGAUGAGAAGAAAGAGCGGGAGCCGCCCAAGACGAAACUCCUGGGCGGCAAAUGGGUCAGAGAUAUUGAGAUCCUUCCGGAUCACAUCUCCUCUGACGUCGAGGAGUUCAGAGUCGAGGCAUGGAUGCGCCUCGACAGGCGCAUCCACUUACAAGACAUUAUUGACCGCAUGCAUAAGGAUUUCGCAAUCGAACGCAACGCCCUCCAGCAGCGAAACGUCAGGUUUCGCAAAGUCUUCCAUGUGAUUGCGUGGAGUUCAGGCAACAAGAUCAGUUGUCAGCUUGAGCAGAACGUCCUGAAAAGGAUGAGCGAGCAGGGCAUUGACCCUACACUCAAUUCUACCCGUGGACUGACUCCUGGUCUCAUAAAUCCUGAGCUUGGUGAAGCGGGUGGUCGCAUCGCCCUUCCGGGCAACUAUGGACCUGAGAGACGUGGAUAUCGUGGACCACGCGCCCCAAAGAAGAAAAGGGAUGUGGCAAAGACCGAAGAGGACGCGGAUACGGAUGCGCUCGACCCUGCCACUCCCAUCAGAGAAUACCUACCUUUGACUCCACCCCGUCCAUGCCAGGUCCCUCGUUCUCCUUCUCCUAUCCCAAGCUCUCCUGUUCCGCUUUCGCCUGCCUUCAGUUCUCCUCCUCUUUCUCCUGUCCUUUCUCCAGUCUCUUCUCCUGACCCGAACAACAUCGACUCUCCUCUGGACGAAACCCUUUACGAUGGAGACCUGUGCCCUUGCAACUUCGACUUUUUGUUCAAGGGAGAAUCGCGUCAAGGACUCGAUUGGCUGCGUCCUUGCGAAGAGGAGCUUUCAGGCCUGCGCAAGGAUGUGCCCAAAGACUUGAAGGCGCGCCACCGGCCUCAAAUGAAGCGCCAGCACAAGGCCUUCAAGAACGCACUACCUUUUUGCAAUACCGAUUCCCUGUACGCCAAAUUUGCCAGCAAGUUCGACCUCGACGACAUGAUUAACGUUGUUCCAAUUUCUCGCACAACUGCGCCGCCAUUGCCGAAUCCACUAUUUCCAUCCCUCGUCUGCGAGCCCAUGACGUUGCGUCCAGUUUGCCGCCCACGUCCUACCAACGAGGGCGUAUUGAAAUGGAUAUACGACGUCGCGCUCAAUGAGUAUUACGCCGGGCAGAAAUUCCUUUUCGAAAUGCCUUAUGUGGAGGGCGUCAUGUGAGGGCAGCUCUACCUUUCAAUAUCUGCACUUCUUGUGUUUACUUUCCCUUUUUAGUGGGCGUCUGGUGUGGCGUUGCCAAUUCGACUUCUGUCCUGUUCCUUUGUUGCCUGGUGGCAUUUCGUUUCUACAGAUACCCCUUCACGCAAAGUCCUCGAUUUCCUGGGAACGUUGCUGGAGCGGAGUUGGCCUUGGUGUGGUCUUCGGGUUGCCAUGUCUAAUGUUGUCGUUUGAGCUUUGUGUAUUUCUUCGCUUUCUGUUUUUCAACAGCUGCUAUGCUGUCCAAUGGGCUUC